Messenger RNA from Galendromus occidentalis (western predatory mite), 760 nucleotides. RefSeq names its product ribosomal protein S8 (gene RpS8). Gene Ontology annotation, cellular component: ribosome. The record is from RefSeq and is a predicted model, not a curated record. The coding region runs from base 66 to 695 and encodes 209 amino acids. The transcript has 3 exons. NCBI's taxonomy places the organism in Eukaryota, Metazoa, Arthropoda, Arachnida, Mesostigmata, Phytoseiidae. Gene Ontology annotation, biological process: translation. Gene Ontology annotation, molecular function: structural constituent of ribosome.
GAAGCCAGCAGCGCUCCGUAAUGGCCGCUUCCUUUUUCUCGCUGAGGGCCAGACGUUGAACGAGUAUGGGUAUCUCUCGCGAUCGUGCUCAUAAGCACCGGGCGACCGGAGGCAAACGUAUCCAAAUUCGCAAGAAGAGGAAGUUUGAGUUGGGUCGCCCAGCCGCUAACACCAAGCUCUCACAGGGAACCCCCCAGAGAGUUCAUCAAGUUCGUACACGAGGAGGAAACAUCAAAUUCCGUGCUCUCCGUCUGGAUCACGGAAACUUCUCGUGGGGCUCGGAACGAUGCACCCGUAAGACCCGUAUCAUCGAUGUCAUCUAUAAUGCGUCAAACAACGAGCUCGUUCGUACUAAGACCCUGGUCAAGAACGCCAUCGUUCUCGUCGACGCCAAUCCCUUCCGUCAGUGGUACGAAAACCACUACGCCCUCCCUCUUGGUCGCAAACACGGCACCAAGAUCGCCGACAUCGAGGGUGUCACCAUUGGAAAGAAACGCUUGGAGAGCGAAGCGCAGAAGACCCUCCAGAAGAAGGCCCCCAUCGAUGCUCUCAUGGAGGAACAGUUUGCCACCGGUAGACUGAAGGCCUGCAUUUCGUCACGACCCGGACAGUGCGGCCGGUGCGAUGGAUACAUUCUCGAAGGCAAGGAGCUCGAGUUCUACACGAGGAAGGUCAAGGCCAAGAAGGGCAAAUAGACGGCGCAUCUUUUUCACCGAUACAUUUGAGUCUGCGAAUAAACGGUUUCGAAAGAUGCUUCGGA